AUGAUGACAACUUGUCCUCCGAGUCAUGAUGAAGACAACAAACAAGAGGCAUCAUCUCAAAGGGUUCAAAAUUAUUCAACAAAGGAACUUGAUCGGAAAGAACAUGUUGAUUUUAUGAGUCCGAAAAUUGAAUUAUGUCUUAUUCAAAAAGACUCUCUCGAACAUUCUCUGUACCGUAAAUUUGGUAGAAUAUUAAUUGCUAGGGAAGAUAUUGAUGCUGGUGAAAUUUUACUGAUUGAAAAAGCCUAUGCAAGUGUGUUGCAUCAAUCCGAUAUUCAUUUUAAUUCUCAUCGAUUUUGUGUGGUUUGCCAAAAAAAGAAACGGAAUGAUGAUCAGUCAUUCGGUGAGGAUAAAAUCUGUGUAAAUGAUGGUCAUAAUAAUUUUCGAAAAAGCAAGACGAGUAUUUCCGAUGUCAGUUCAAAAGAUGACGAUCAUGCAAAUGAAGAAAGAGAUUGGAUGAUUUGUGAAGAUGUUAAUUGUAAAUUAUUGAGAAAGCUAAUUUAUAGAGAAAAUGAAACUGUGGAUGAUGAAAAUAAUUUAUUAUUGAAUUAUAAUAACAGCGAUGAUAGUUGUGAUGGAUGUGUAUAUUGUUUUUUGACUCGAAUUGCAGAGGAAUGUGGUGUGGAAUUUUCUCUAUUACUUCUCGUGUAUAGAAUUUGCAGAAAAAUUGAAUUCGACUCGAAUGACAAGAAUUGUGACAGCACCUUCUAUGAUCGAAUCAAAAUGGAAAAUCUCAUGUCUCUUCAAACUCACAAAGACGAAAUUUAUCCUGAACAUUUAUUUCUAUUUCGAAAAUCCUCUGAAAGGUUAAAACAAACUCUUUUCAAAAAUGAUGAAUUAAUUGAUUUGGAACUACUCGUUGACACAUUUUGUAGAAUAUUUGUCAAUGCACAUAGUAUUACUCAUACCCGAUGGUGGUGGAACUCUUCAAACACAUCUUCAACCGUUGAAAAUAAUUCAAACAACUCCUCUCUAAUCAUUAAUAACUUCUUCACUACAAGUAUCCGCUCUCCAAACACUGUAUAUUCUCCGUUUUUUAUUCCAAUCUCACAUUCUGAUCGAGAAGAUCACACUGAAAAUAGCUGUGCUGAUUUUAGAGAAAUUGGAACAGGGUUAUUCCCAAUGGUCUCCAUGUUUGAUCACUCAUGCUCGCCCAAUUGCUCUUUUCAAACCUUUGACGACUUGAAAUCUAACAUGUCCUAUUCUGGAAAUGUUAUCUAUGUACAAACUGUCAAGAAAGUGAAAAAAGGAGAAGAACUAUGUAUCAGUUAUAUUGAUAUUAUGAAUCCAACAAGUAUUCGAAGAAGAGAAUUGUGGUAUUCUAAAUAUUUUGUUUGUAAAUGCUCGAGAUGUAUGAGUGACACUGAAGAAGAGCGAUAUGUAAGAGCCUACAAGUGUCACAACUCACCAAUGAUGAAAGAAUUCUCUUCGUCAACCUCACGGUCAUUUUCUAAUGCAUCAACUAAGGAUCUACAAUGUGAUGGUUAUCUAGUUCCAAUUUAUCAAUGUAACACUCUGAGUGGAGAAACGAAAACUGACAUUCGAGAAUAUCAAUCAAAAAAUCAUGUCGAUUCAGAAACUGACUUUAAUAUUGAGCAUUUUGAUGAGGAAGAUUAUGAUAAAGCACUUGCCAUGUUUGAAGACAUUUAUGAAAAUGUACAUGACCCUGAAUGUUCAGAAUUGAAUAGCACACAUCAUGAUCAACGGGAAAUUGAUGAAGAAUUUAUUCAAAAAGUAUCCUAUUGGAAAUGUACAAAAUGCGACUGUAAAAUUGAUGCCGCCUUACAGGAAGGAGAAGCGUUUAUGGAAUUUGAGAGAAAACUUAAUCAAGUAAUCUUGUCCUUGGAUCAAAAAAUUUCUGAGGAUAAUCUUUCCGUGCAUCGAUUGCCAAAGAAUGAGUUAUGUGAAAUAAUUUUGAGCGUGAUUAGCGAACUGGAUGGUAUAAUUCAGUCGAUGCUCGAGCUAGAUAAUUAUCAAAUACUUUCUUCACGAAUCAGACCUCACUUCAACCACUAUCUUCUCUUUCAACUGAAAGGAAAGUACAUUUCAAUGCUGAUAAAAUUAUUUGAAAAGGGAUGUCCACUGCUUGGAGAAGCAAACAAGAUUUCCGAGAAACACAUUGGCAUGAUACAGAAAGGUUAUCAAUAUCUUUCUGACAUGAUGCACAGUGUCAAGAUUGUGUUUCCAACCUAUCACACUGAAAUUAUGCUCUUCCAUUGCAAAAUGCUGAAAUAUUUGAUGUGGAUGAAAGAGAAUGACAUUUCUCCCAACCGUGUUGAACGAGAAGAAACAGUCGUCACCGAGCAAGACCUUCUCAAUUCUCUCACCGACCAAUAUAACGUGAUUGUCAAGUGA
Naegleria lovaniensis is the source of this 2355-nucleotide messenger RNA. RefSeq lists its product as uncharacterized. The transcript has a single exon. Bases 1 to 2355 code for a protein of 784 amino acids. The record is from RefSeq and is a predicted model, not a curated record. Gene Ontology annotation, molecular function: protein binding. NCBI's taxonomy places the organism in Eukaryota, Heterolobosea, Eutetramitea, Acrasida, Naegleriidae.